AUGCGCAAGAUAGGCUUGUUGGCUCACUUGCUUCAGACUUCGCCAACACCUAUUGAAAUAUCUAAAACCAAUAAACGUAAGGGUCUCAUCCUUGAAAAGUACAUCGGUCAUCAGCUGCUAUGCACCAAUCAGAAAGAUGCAUGUGUGAUAACUGUACAGGCGAACAGCUCAUAUCGAGGAUUACCGGAAGUAUAUCUUCUCCAGGAAGGAUGUAGAGUGAUCGGUGAAUUGAUACAGUCCUCGCGUCUUAUUGAUACGGGCGUUGGAAAAAUCGUCCUACAUCCAAGCCGAGUGAACCUCCAACAAAGCCCAUGGGCGUCACUCAGAAAGCGUCUGAAGUAUUUAGACGACCGACUGAUCCCGGUUCAUAUGCAUCGAUUCAGUCUUCUCAUUCCCAUUCCACUGGCCGGUAUUAAUGCGAAAUCAGGAGACUAUUUCCGCCCUCUCGUUCCCAGACCACGCGGAAAAAUUGAGUCCAAGAUUUCUAACGAAUGCGUAUUGAGCUGGUUACAACUGCGCGCUCCCGGAGCAGAGGAUGCACAAUGUGUUCGAUAUGCGCUCAAGUGUCAAUCACCCAGCCUUCCGGUACACCUAGAUCGUACUAUACAGUGUUUAGAUUUGCCGUUUGAUUACACUCAGUGGAUUGCUUCACGUGAAAUUAAAGAAUAA
Messenger RNA from Echinostoma caproni, 669 nucleotides. The record is from the annotation of a GenBank genome assembly. NCBI's taxonomy places the organism in Eukaryota, Metazoa, Platyhelminthes, Trematoda, Plagiorchiida, Echinostomatidae.